UAUCUGAAAAUGGCGACUCCGACACCUUCCACCAACACGCCGCAAAAGCACCUGAUGGCGCUUUCGUCGCCUGCACCCCGCAGCGUCCCACCCAUGGCUUUCGAUUCCCCGGCUGUACUGAACAUGCUCAAUGAAGGCGGAAUUGGGAUGGGCAUCUCCAUGAGUGGAAUGGGCAUGAGUCAAUUGGGGCUCAGUCAACUGGGACGGGCCGACGAGGACGAGCGGCGGCGGCGCCUGGAGGGCAUUGUCAGCAUGCUCAAAAGUCGACCGGGACGUGUCAGUGAGGAGGGGAUCGUCGCUCUCUGCAAAAAAGAAGGAAUAGAUUUCGAGCGCGCAGUGGAGCGCGACGGUACCACAGUUCUGACUCUGGUCAUCGGGAAUGAGGCCAUGUGCGACAUCACCAUAGCAAAGGGCGACGUGACAAGCGUGAAGCUGGAGUUGGCUUCCGACGACGAUCACAUUUUUAAGGAUUCUGGAUCGCGUAUUCUCUUCAGGUCCCUGACUCCCCGGCCCGGCGCCAAUAAAAUCAAUCUCAUGCUCGAUCAGUUUGCCUUGAAUAUGGAUAAGCUCCUACGCAUGGACAAGCUGAGCGCGGAGAACGGAGGUGUACCCUGCUUCAAAGCCAUAUUUGCCAUGCACAAGAGUCUCAGGCGGUUAUUUGAGCACGAGAAAAAAAUGGCGCUCGCUCUCGUGGAGGCAAAGGAUGCGCCAGAUGCAGCAUACAAAGCGGAGCGUGAGGUCUUGUGUAAGAAGAGUGGGCGGCCGCGGCUCAACGCAGGAACAUGCCUGGGGUUGAGCUUGGAGUACUGGAUGGACCGACGACACUUGAUACGCAAGAAAGCCAAGUCGUCCCAAUCUAAUUCAACGCAGAGUGAAGAGGAGGCGGUGGACGACGAACACCCAGAAGACGCGUUUCCUUCGACCAAUAAGAUAUACUCCCUGUCCAUUGAAUGCGAGUCCUCGCCGUCCUCCAUGUACACCCCAAUCCGCAUACCAGAAUCGUGGAUCUCCGACGCAAUUGAGGCGGAAAAGGCGCCCGACGGCCCAGACGCUGUCAUCAACCACAUCCUCAAAAACACACCCACGAUAGACUGGCUCGACCCUAAACCGACCUACCUCGACUCUUCAGGCGGUGCGGGCGACCACUCGGCCCUCAAUAUCGAAAACGCCUCUGGCCGCCUCCCCAACAUCCGUUUCGUAGCCCGCUUCAACCCACCGCUCAUCGUCCCCGUAAACGUCCACAUGCAGAUUAUCAACUCGGUCGGGCUCAAUGCCCCGCAGGAUUACCAUCUUACGACGUUUGUCGGCCUCGCCAUCCGCCCCAACGACCCAGACCCUGGCUCCAGCAGCACCGCGAAUAGUAAAACCAUCGAGAUGCAACACUCGCGCCGCGUCCUCGUCGUGGACAAGUCCACAGGCAAAGAAUCGCUCCGCCACCACACAAACUCCCUAUACAGCCCUCAACUCGAUUACUCGCGUGCGCUCGAAAGCCUCCCAUUCCAACACCCACGGCAACUCGUCGAACUCCUGCCUACACUGCGCCAGUAUGCGUUCACGACGUCUCUGCUGCAGAAUGAUUUCGUAUCUCCAACGACUACUCCCACCACCUCCGACACCAAUACCGCCAACGGCACUACUCACCCAUCUUUCCCAGUGCGGGCAAAGCCCGUUACCAACAACUUACCUACCCCAUCAUCCACACCCUCCCCUUCUUCCCCUUCCACGUCUAAUAAUAAAGACAAUGAUACGACAUUGACGGCACCGUUCCAACUCGACGUUGCGGUCUCCUACGCACCACCCGCCCCCCGUCUCACAGUCACUAUCCCGCAGCGCCACUCUACCACCUCCUCUUCUUCCCCCAACAACACCAACGACGAUGAUAUACUAGCAUAUCUUCUCUCUUCCUCGUCCAAUUCUACCUCGACCCCAGCACCUCCAACAACCCCGCUUAAAAUGGUGGUAGAUGUGCUUCCAAACGGCGAGCUUGAUAUACAAGAGGAAGGACGCAGUCCCUUUGCGUCUAAUAUCAACAACAUUGAUAACGUUCAUGAAGAUGGUUCGACAAUAGCGGCAUCUAAACCACAGCAACAGCAAGGAGAAGAAGAAAAAGAAGACGAGAAAGAAGAAGGGGAAAGCGGACAAGGCAAAGCUAUGAGUCUUCCUGUGUUGGGGAAAAACCCUUCUUCUUCUACUGCUGCUGCCAAUGACAGUGAAGCAGCAGGAGCUGGAGCAGAUGCGAACAUAGACUUGGACAUGAACGGUGACGCCCCGCCGCCGCAGCCACAAUCUUCUUCUUCUCCCACUGCGCAGAAAGACGGCAAGAGGAAAGCAGAUGGAGAAGCGAGUGCGAUUCCAGACAUCACUGUUUUGAAUAAUGGUGUUGGUGGGGUCGAUGCGAAACGCCGACGCGUUGCCCGCGCUUUGGAUGUCUGUGGGGAUCUGGGGGUGUGGGCUGAGUGGUUGUUGGAGCGGUCAUGA
Periconia digitata is the source of this 2478-nucleotide messenger RNA. NCBI's taxonomy places the organism in Eukaryota, Fungi, Ascomycota, Dothideomycetes, Pleosporales, Periconiaceae. The record is from the annotation of a GenBank genome assembly.